AUGCCGCUGCUGCGGAGACCCCCGAGGAGCCGGACCGGGACCCGUUCUCGGCGGACCCCGAGGGUCGCCGCCGCCGCCGCGCCACCCUGGGCGGGCUGCGCGGCGCCGAGCGGGGGGCGCCGGCGGAGGGCACCGGCGGGGGACGGCGCCGAGGGAGCGGCGGGGGAGCGGCGGGAGAGCGGCGGGAGAGAGCGGGACGGCGGCGGGGAGCGGGAGAGGCACCGGGAGCCGCUGUCCGUGCUGGAGAUCCUGGAGCUCAUCCAGCGCCGGCACCUGGUGGCCGCGGACGCCCAGAUCAUCGCGCUGGAGGCCGAGUGCUCGCUGUCCCCGUCGCGCCCUCCCUCGCCCGGUCCCCUCCGCCGUCCCGGUGCCCGCCGGCGGCCGCGCGCCCGGGACGUGGCCCUGCUGUACCGGGCGCUGCUGUCGCAGCUCUGGGCCGUGGUGGCCGAGUCGGUGGCGUCGCCGCCGCCCGCCGCGCUGGCGCCGCUGCGCGCCGUGGUGGCCGUGCUGGAGCAGGAGGAGGCGGCGGACGCUCGGUGCCCGCCGGGGGCGCGCCCGGGGCGGCCGCGGGCGCUGCGGCGGCGCUGGCACGAAGCCGUGGCCCGGGCGGCCGGGGAGCGGCUGGCGCAGGUGGCGCCGGCGGGCGGGCUCGGGGCCAGGCUGGCCGCGCUGGCCGCGAGGGUGGUGGGGGACCUGGGGGUCGUGAGGGGCCGCGUGGCCCCCGAGUACCCGCCCGAGUGGGGGGCCACGGGGGUCUACGCCCGCGGGUACCACCGCGCGCUGGGGCAGCAGGUGACGGCGCUGGCGCAGCGGCCGCUGGACGUGGCCGAGAUGUACCUGCUGCUGGACUGGCACAGCAACGCCUACCCCAGGCCAAGGUGGAGGUGGCCGUGGCGGCAGGAGCUGCAGCUCAGCGAGGACAGGUGGCCCGAGGAUGUCACCAGCCAGGACAUGGAGGACGGGCUGGCCACGCGUGUCACCGGGUGCCACCACCGCGCCCCGGUGACGCCGCCGUCCCCUUCCAGCUUCCAGCGCAAGGUCGAGCGGUUCCUGGACGCGCCCGGUGAGGCGCCGCCCCCCGAGGCCACGCCCGGCCGCGCCAUCGCCCUGGCCAACUGCUGCCCGCCGCUCAGGGCGUUCGCGGAGCGGCUGGCGCAGUUCGGGCACGCCGAGAGCGAGGGGCCGCGGCGGCAGGCGCACGCGGCGCUGGACAGGGUGACGCGGGCGUGCGGCCACCUCCUGACGCGGCGGCUCUUCGAGGAGCUCAAGCCGCACUUCGGGAAGCUGAUGAAGCGCAAGUGGCUGACGAGCUCGGACGCCUUCGACGCCAUCGUGAUGCUCGUGACCGGCUUCGCGCAGACCCUGCGGCCGCUGCACCCCGAGCCACACCAGGUGCUGGUCAGCGAGCUGCACCGCCGCGUUCUCAUCGAGUACGUGCGGCCGCUGCUGCAGGGGCGCCUGGUGUGCGCCUCGGCCAAGGCGCGCGCUCGCGUGGCCGCCCGGCUCGGGGACGAGGCCCGGCAGCUCCGGGAGCUCUUCACGCGCCUGGACUCGGCGUCGCCCUGGCUGGACUCGGUGGUGCCGCGGCUGCGGGAGCUGCUGGUGCUGGAGGACACGGCCGCGCUGCAGAUGGAGGUCGGGGCCCUGGCCAGGGACUUCCCCGACGUCCGGCGCAGACACGUGGCCGCGCUGCUGGACGCGCGGGGCCUGCGGGCUCAGGGGCCCCGCCGGGAGAUCCUGGGGGUGCUGCAGGACCUGGGGGGGGGCUCGGAACCGGAACCGGGCCCGGCGCCGCCCCGGUGCCGCGCGUUCUUCGCCGAGCUGGCGGCGCCGCGCCCGGUGCGCUGCCUCCCGUUCCAGCUGCGGCUGCCGCGGCUCCCGCGCCGCGGCCCCGCCAGGCCGCCCCCGUGUUCCGAGGAGGAGGAGGAGGAGCCCCGCGAAGGUGACAAGGUGACACCCGGAGGUGACAAAGGGGACACGGAGGUGACCGAGCGCCACCUGGAGAGGGUGGAGGCGACACCUGGAGGUGACAAAGGGGACACGGAGGCGACAAAGCGCCGCCUCUCCCCGUUCACAACGCGAGGAGCUCGGGGCAGCUCGGGCGGUCCGAGGAGGACGAAGCCCGGUGGCGGGCGGGCGGGGCGGGGGUGA
Melospiza melodia melodia is the source of this 2151-nucleotide messenger RNA. Its product is annotated as tumor necrosis factor alpha-induced protein 2-like. The record is from RefSeq and is a predicted model, not a curated record. Gene Ontology annotation, biological process: exocyst localization; exocytosis. Gene Ontology annotation, cellular component: exocyst. NCBI's taxonomy places the organism in Eukaryota, Metazoa, Chordata, Aves, Passeriformes, Passerellidae. Gene Ontology annotation, molecular function: SNARE binding.